UGUGUACGUUGUGUUAUCCAAAGUCUCCUGCAGAUGGCGAUGUUACGCUUGGUGACGGCUGUCCUGUCUGGGAAGAGAACACAACGAAGAAGCUCCAUGUUGAUGUCAACAUGAGUGCAGACAACUCGUGUUCGGAUAUUUUAGUUCCUUUAAGAAACCUUUGUAACUCUGUUAAGUGCAUACGAGAUCGAGUAAAAGAUGGAGAAUCUAGCGAGUGCAAUGGUGAUUUUAACACGGCAACUUUCUGGAACACUUUGAUUCAGGCAGUGAAGGCCACAUCCCAGGAGGCAACAAAACUCAGCCUGGCAUUCUCUAAACCACCUGUACCUUCCUCUCAGGAUGCAGAGAAGCUGGCAGAUUCCACCCAGCAGGCGGUGCUGGCGCUCUCUACAGUCUACUACUGGAUACCUAAGACCCAAGGUAUAAUUCUGAGAAGAGCGGUGAGAGAUGCCACUGCAGAUGUGCUUGAGGGAAUGGUCCAGUUGCUCGACGUCAUUCUCAACUCCCCCCUUCAGAGUUUGUCUCCGGAGCAGCUGAUGUCCACAGGAGGAGUCUGGGCAUCAUGUGACCUGUUUGAGCAGCUGCCUAGAGAUAACCGUCUCGCCGUGUUGGCAGUGUUGAACUCUUAUCAGGGCGUGGUGAAAGACGCUAUCGAGGAAAUGGAGCAGGCUCAAGUUGAAAAUCAGGACCCUUUUGGUGACAUCCUCGACGACGAGGAUCUGGACGCGCGCGGCAACCAGGACACAUACUGGAGCGAGGCAGACCGGCAGCUGAUGGCCCCCUGCCAGGGCCUGAUGAAGGCGUCCUUGGCGUGCCUGAAGAAAUUGAGCUCAGCUGUCAGGAACAACGGCAAAGCCGACACCCCCGACAACAUCGCCCAACUGGACGACCUGGCAGACAUCACCCAUGACAUCAGCCCCAGUGUGGAUGACCUGGCCCUCAGUCUAUAUCCCCCCAUGGAUCAUGCAGCAGUGGAACUCAAUGCUUCUAAACUGGCCUUUGUUCUAAAGAAAGUCUUGGAGAUCAUCAGGGCGACCCAUGUCUGCAGCGAGUCUGAUUUGACUUGGGUCCAGUUUCUGGAGGGAGCAGUGGAACACAACCUACAGAAAGCCAGAAGAGCUGCUGAGGGCUCAGACUGAGCUGUGUGAGUGUGUGUGUGUGUGUGUGUGUGUGUGUGUGUGUGUGUGAGUGCAGCGAGUCUGAUGUGACUUGGGUCCAGUUUCUGGAGGGAGCAGUGGAACACAACCUACAGAAAGCCAGAAGAGCUGCUGAGGGCUCAGACUGAGCUGUGUGAGUGUGUGAGUGUGUGAGUGUGUGAGUGUGUGAGUGUGUGAGUGUGUGUGUGUGUGUGUGUGUGUGUGUGUGUGUGUGUGUGUGUGUGUGUGUGUGAGUGCAGCGAGUCUGAUGUGACUUGGGUCCAGUUUCUGGAGGGAGCAGUGGAACACAACCUACAGAAAGCCAGAAGAGCUGCUGAGGGCUCAGCUGUGUGUGUGUGUGCGUGCGUGCAAGUGUGCGUGCGAUUGUGUGUGCAUGCGUGCAUGAGGAUUCAUAUCUGAGCACAGAUGGGCUGUUAUGAACUGUGUGUGUGUGUGCGUGCGUGCAUGUGUGCGUGCGUGUGUGUAUAGUAGGAAUUCAAAUUAAAAACUCAAGCUAAGGCAGA
Messenger RNA from Clupea harengus (Atlantic herring), 1660 nucleotides. It is a transcript of the gene ccndbp1, whose product is annotated as cyclin D-type binding-protein 1. Bases 111 to 1139 code for a protein of 342 amino acids. The record is from RefSeq and is a predicted model, not a curated record. The transcript is spliced from 12 exons. NCBI's taxonomy places the organism in Eukaryota, Metazoa, Chordata, Actinopteri, Clupeiformes, Clupeidae. Gene Ontology annotation, cellular component: nucleus.